GCUGUGCACUGACAUAGGUACACUUGUUUUACAUCUACUGGAAACCUAAAUAUUCAAAAAGGUCACUUGAUAUAAAUAGACCGCGUCUCACAAUGCCACCUAGCAGAGGUAGUCUGUAUUUAUAGACAACUGCCUAUGGAAAUCCCUGAAAAUGGCUGCUGUCAACUUGUCAAGCAGCUUCGGGCGAUGCUCCCCCAAUCGUCUCCACAUUCUCGGCCUCGUCCUUAUUUUCGACCGAGCCUCCGCGUGGAGUUAGAUCCGGAGAUAAAUGAUGGUCGAAAAUGCGCCCCCAAAGAGAAUUCUAGACGCAAUAAUAAUAGCUCAGCUGUACGCUGUGAACUGGCGCUUAGGCAGCAGAAUUUCUCGACUCCGGUCUGUCGACUUGCUCAGAAAAGAAAGAGCUUUAAUACGCAGUGGUUGCCCAUCUUAGGAGUACGGAAGCCGUGAGAUACAAUAUUGUCGCGUUGGGAAAGGACACCAGAUGUGUGGAAGAAACUGGCAGACACACGCAUUUUUUCGACGCUUUUUUCGACAUCACUCUAGACGCGCUGAAGGCCCAAGGAAGCCAAUUCUUGGAGCGCGCGGGAUGAGUUCCUCGACGAGUGCCGUCCUCUAUGCGGUCACGAUAUCCUCUUCGCCAGCAGGCGCGGUCCCUGACGAUGCUAGCAAGAAGGCGCAUCAUUUGAAAGGUGGAUUUAGAAAUCCAUGGGACUCCUGGAAGGACCUGGAGCCGUUGAAGAUUGCCUCGUCCUUGAUUCGUCGUCGAUUGGCUGGAGAGGCAAACGUCCCGGAUACGACUCCUCCCACAGUUCCUGUACAUACCCCGAAGUUCCUUCCGACCAGACAGACACCAAAGCUAAGAGCAACUUGGCUUGGUCACGCUUGCUACUAUGUCGAAUUCCCGAGCGGUCUUCGAGUGCUGUUUGACCCUGUAUUCGAGGAUCGGUGCUCUCCAUUGUCGUGGUUGGGCCCGAAGCGUUACACAGAGGCGCCUUGCAAGAUCGGUGAUAUACCUAUGAUUGACGCCGUGGUGAUCUCUCACAACCACUAUGAUCAUCUCUCCUAUGACACUGUUACGGAAAUUGCGCAGAAGCACCCGAAUUGCCAUUUCUUUGCGCCCUUGGGAAACAAGAAGUGGUUCACUGAGUCGGGAAUUAAUAACAUGACGGAAUUGGAUUGGUGGGAGGAGCGCGACAUGACUCUAUCGCCUUCCCAGUCUCCAUCUACGGAUGUUGUUGAAACGGAAGACGGAUCUUCUAAAGCCGUCGAGAUUCUGGGACGUGUGACCUGCUUGCCUUGCCAGCAUACAAGCAACCGAGGCAUCCUCGACAGAUCGAAGACCCUGUGGGCAUCCUGGAGUAUUGAAUCUGGAGGUGCUAAAGUCUACUUUGCCGGUGAUACGGGAUACAGAGCCGUUCCAGAACUGCCAAAGGGUGCCGAUGACCACAGUCCAGAAUACAAACUUCCCACCUGCCCUGCAUUCAAACAGAUCGGCGAAUUCAAGGGGCCUUUUGACCUCGGUUUGAUCCCCAUUGGUGCUUAUGAUCCUCGAUGGAUUAUGAGUCCUAUGCAUGCGGAUCCUCAUGAUGCUGUAAACAUCUUCCAGGACACUAAAUGCAAAAGAGCUCUUGGAAUGCACUGGGGCACAUGGGUUCUGACGGAGGAAGAUGUUCUAGAGCCUCCUAAGAAGCUGAAGGAGGCUCUGGAACGUAACGGCCUUCCUCCAACAGGGACGUUUGACGUCUGUGAUAUCGGUGAGUCUACAGAGUUUUGAAUGGCCUAAUUCCACUGCUCUAGUGGUGGAAUGGCUUAAUGCGGUCGUUCCUUUCGGUUGGCCUGUGUAUACAGCGAAGAGCGGUGGGCUAUAAGCCUCGAGUGAUUAUGUACCUGUACAAACACGACUGUACGUUGACGAUGGGUUUGCACUUUGAUACCUUUGCUGGUGGUGGCUCGCCUGCCCUUCCAGUUUGUUAUUCUUCAGUAUUAUUAUCUUUUAAUGGCCAUCCCCUAUCCUUAGUUUGAAUUAAUUUCACAUUUCCCGCCUUUAUGCUCCUGCGCAAGGGUAGGGGUCUAAUUCGUUGACAAAACAUCUGUGUAAUCUGUGUAAUAAUAUUCUUGAUAGCCC
Molecule: messenger RNA, 2125 nt
Organism: Paecilomyces variotii
Lineage: Eukaryota; Fungi; Ascomycota; Eurotiomycetes; Eurotiales; Thermoascaceae
Product: putative Zn-dependent hydrolase/oxidoreductase family protein
Exons: 4
Coding region: 482-1774 (430 amino acids)
Biological process (GO): N-acylphosphatidylethanolamine metabolic process; N-acylethanolamine metabolic process
Cellular component (GO): membrane-bounded organelle; cytoplasm
Molecular function (GO): N-acylphosphatidylethanolamine-specific phospholipase D activity
Source: RefSeq, a predicted model, not a curated record